UCCUUUCUUAAAACCAAGUAAGUAGUAGUAAGGGGUGCUAGUGUGUGAGAAGGUGAGACAUCAAUACUAUGUGUUCUUCUAUCUUUUGCAUUCUUAAGUAGAAUUCCGUUGCUUCAGAUUCGAAUAUUGGGUUACUUGCUGAUAGCCACUUAAGCUUUAGCUUCCUGUGACAGAAACAGUAGCAACAAAAGGAUAUGAAGCUCUUAGUAGAGGUCAUAGAUGCUCAUGAUCUUAUCCCCAAAUGGUGAAGGAUCAAUAAGUUCAUUUGUGGGAGUAGAACAAACACCAAGUUUUUCCACUCAACAAUGAUUUCAAUUAAGAGAAGACAAAGAGGUACUCCAAUCACAAUGCAAUCAAUAAACCCUCAAGUCCAAGCCCAUCCUAGCAGCCAUGAUGAAGAAUACAAUGUGAAGGACACCACCCCGCAGCUCGGGGAGCGGUGGCCUAAUGGUGGAAGAGGGUGGGCGAGUGGCGGAGAAAGAUCAACAAGCACAUACGACCUUGUUGAGCAGAUGUUUUAUCUGUAUGUUCGUGUGGUGAAAGCCAAAGGUCUCCCUCCCGGUACUCUCACCUCGAGCUGUGAUCCUUACGUGGAGGUGAAGCUGGGGAACUACAAAGGAAGAACAAAGCACAUCGAGAAGAAAUUGAACCCGGAGUGGAACCAGGUCUAUGCUUUCUCCAAGGACCAAAUUCAAUCUUCUGUUUUGGAAGUCAUUGUGAAGGAUAAAGAAACGUUGGGGAGAGAUGAUUACAUUGGAAGGGUGGCUUUCGACCUCAAUGAGGUUCCAACCAGAGUUCCGCCGGAUAGCCCCCUGGCUCCUCAGUGGUACCGGCUCGAGGACCGGCGAGGAGAAGAGAAGGUGAGGGGUGAUAUCAUGCUUGCAGUCUGGAUGGGAACUCAAGCUGAUGAAGCUUUCCCAGAAGCUUGGCAUUCUGAUGCUGCCACAGUUUAUGGGGAGGGUGUUUUCAACAUCAGAUCAAAGGUUUAUGUUUCACCAAAACUUUGGUAUCUAAGAGUCAAUGUCAUUGAAGCACAAGAUGUGAUACCAAAUGAUCGAAAUCGCCAACCAGAUGUGUUAGUCAAAGCUCAAUUGGGCAACCAAGUGCUGAGGACAAAGAUAUGUUCAGCUAGGACAACCACACCACUUUGGAACGAAGAUUUGGUCUUUGUUGCGGCUGAACCAUUUGAGGAGCAGUUGACAAUUACCGUGGAGGAUCGCGUUCACCCUUCAAAAGAUGAGGUACUUGGGAAGAUAAUCUUGCCAUUGACCCUCUUUGAGAAGCAUCUAGACCACAGGCCGGUCCAUUCUCGCUGGUUCAAUCUUGAGAAAUUUGGUUUUGGAGUGCUGGAACCCGAUAGGAGGAAUGAGCAGAAAUUCUCAAGCAGGGUUCACCUUAGAGUUUGCCUUGAAGGUGGGUACCAUGUCCUAGAUGAGUCCACUUUGUAUGCAAGUGACCAGAGACCAACGGCGAGACAACUAUGGAAGCAACCUAUUGGAAUGCUUGAAGUAGGUAUUUUAGGAGCACAAGGGCUUCUUCCAAUGAAGAUGAAGGAUGAUAACCGCGGCAGCACGGAUGCAUAUUGUGUUGCAAAAUAUGGCCAGAAGUGGGUCAGAACCAGAACAAUUCUUGACACUUUUAGUCCCAAAUGGAAUGAGCAAUACACAUGGGAGGUUUAUGAUCCUUGCACUGUGAUAACAUUGGGGGUGUUUGACAAUUGCCAUUUAGGUGCAGUGGAAAAAGCAAAAGCUACUGGUGGUAGUGCAGUCCAUGAUUCAAGGAUUGGAAAGGUAAGGAUAAGGUUAUCAACACUGGAAGCUAAUAGGAUUUACACCAAUUCUUACCCUCUUCUUGUUUUGCACCCACAUGGAGUUAAGAAGAUGGGUGUGCUUCAAUUAGCAGUGAGGUUCACUAACCUCUCACUAGCUAACAUGUUUUACAUAUAUGGCCAACCAUUGCUACCAAAGAUGCAUUACUUGCGUCCUUUCACAGUUAACCAAGUAGACAAUUUAAGGUUCCAAGCUAUGAACAUUGUAGCUGUGAGGCUUGGCAGAGCUGAACCUCCCUUGAGAAAAGAGGUAGUGGAGUACAUGCUGGAUGUUGAUUCCCAUAUGUGGAGCAUGAGAAGAAGCAAAGCUAACUUCUUCCGCGUCAUGUCACUAUUUUCCGGCUUGAUUAAUAUGGGGCAGUGGUUCAACCAAGUUUGCCAUUGGAAGAACCCCAUCACAACAGUUCUGGUUCAUGUUUUUUUUCUGAUACUGAUUUGGUACCCUGAACUGGUUCUUCCAACUUUGUUUCUCUACAUGUUCUUCAUUGGCCUGUGGAACUACAGGUUCCGCCCAAGACACCCGCCUCACAUGGAUACUAAACUCUCUUGGGCAGAAGGAGUUCACCCGGAUGAACUUGAUGAAGAGUUUGACACAUUCCCGACUUCGAGGUCGCAUGAUGUGGUUCGAAUGAGGUAUGACAGGCUUAGAAGUGUUGCAGGUAGGAUUCAAACAGUUGUUGGGGACAUUGCUACACAGGGAGAGAGAUUCCAAUCUCUAGUAAGCUGGAGAGAUACAAGAGCAACCAGCAUCUUUGUAGUGUUCAGCUUUUGUUCUGCAGUGGUCUUCUAUGCAACACCGCCAAGGGUGGUGGCUCUGGUAUCUGGUUUGUAUUAUUUGCGGCAUCCGAAGUUUCGCAGCAAGAUGCCUUCUGUACCAAGCAAUUUCUUCAAGAGGCUCCCAGCUCGAACAGAUAGCAUGUUGUGAUACAUAGGUUAAGACUUCAGUUCUAACUUUAUUCAUUUCCUGUUGUUUUUCUUCUGUUGUUGCAAUUGUACUGUUUUAAGAUCAAAACUCUCCGAGUGCUACUUAGCACAAGCUCUAUAGGCCAGGUUAAGAUCAUGUAUAUUUAUAACCCAAAAGCUUUAUCCUCAGUGAAAAGUAUUCAAAAUUUCAAAUGGAGGUUAUGUAUAUCAUAGUUUGCCAGUUCUGUAAAUUUAUCAAGAGUCUCAAUUACAAACAAGUUGUGUAAUGAUGCAAUCCACCAGUUAUCAUUUUGUAAUACAGGUAAAGGACACAUGUGAAAACCACACCAAAAAGGAAAUCAAUACAUCUGGUUUACAGAGUCCAUGAUAACAAUGCAUAUGGUCUCUCUACUAAACAAUACAACCUAGCCUGUAACAGUUAGGUCCCAAAAACGAUUCCCUUAGUCAUCGCAACCAUGGUAAUCAAAAUCGCAAUUUAAAUUGUGGGAUUAUGCGAUUCAGGACUCCGCAUGUUUUGAUCGCACCCAAGUUCGUGAUUCACAUAAAUCAGAGCAAAAUC
Molecule: messenger RNA, 3311 nt
Organism: Lotus japonicus
Lineage: Eukaryota; Viridiplantae; Streptophyta; Magnoliopsida; Fabales; Fabaceae
Product: FT-interacting protein 1-like
Exons: 1
Coding region: 306-2753 (815 amino acids)
Source: RefSeq, a predicted model, not a curated record